AUGGACAUGGCCAUGAGCAUGCUCCCCUGGCUGGACCAGCCAGUCCUCCUACACUCCAGCCGCGAUGCCGGCACUUGCAAAAUGACAGCCGAGCAAUGCGCAUUGAAAAAAUCCUACUGGCUCUUCUGGUACGAGGCAGACCACCGCUACGCUUUGCCCACGGUAGCUUUCUUCCUCGUUGCGAUUGGGCUGUUCAUAAUUGGGCAUAUGGCUUCAGGAAUACUGCCUCGGCGCAUCAAGCAGCAUUCUCUGCUAUCGCGUGUCUUUGCAGGAUUCCGGUUCUUGUCGUAUAAGGGGUGGAGAAUUCGUGGGUGGAAUACGCAGUCAAUUGGAGUGUUCUUCUUGGGUGCAGCUGGACUGGUUUUCUUCCUCGCGAUGACCCUCGGACCACGUCCGUACUACUGGCCCAAUACGAAGAAGAUAUCCUAUGGCAAUUCCCCGCCUAUUGCGACGCGAACAGGCUACAUGGCUCUGGCUUGCAUGCCUUUCCUGAUUAUUCUCGGUGCAAAAGCCAAUCCUAUUACCGCACUCACUGGCAUCUCCCACGAAAAACUCAACAUCUGGCACAAUUGGGUUGCCUGGGCCAUGUUCGUGCUAGCCCUCAUCCACACAUUUCCCUUUAUCGUCUUCCAUGUCUGGAAAGGAGAUCUCGUGGCGCAAUGGAGUAGCGGUGGAAUCUGGGUUACUGGCGUGGUGGCUCUCAUCGCCCAAGCAUGGUUGACAUUCAUGUCCAUUCCGUGGAUUCGCAACCGGUACUACGAGUUCUUCAAGGCAACACACCUCUUCAUGGCCUUGAUCUUUGUUAUUUUCUUCUUCUUCCACUGCGACUUCCGCUUGUCCUCCUGGGACUACUUUAUCGCCACGGCAGUCCUAUACACCUUAUCCUGGCUCUACUCGCAGUGCAAGACAUACUUCGAACACGGUCUCCGCCACAAGGCACGACUGGUUCCUGAGUCCGACCACACCCUCCGCAUCACUAUUGAUACACGCAUGGAAUGGGGACCGGGCCAGCACGUCUUCCUACGCUUCAUCACCAGCGGCAUGCACACGCUCACUGCACACCCAUUCACCAUUUGCUCCGUCCCACAACGAGACUGCCAAAAUCAACUAGUAUUCUAUGUCAAAGCACGCGGCGGUCUGACAGGUCGUCUAAUGGCGCUGGCCCGGAAAAAUCCCGACAUCCAAGUCCCCGUCCUCAUCGACGGUCCGUACGGCGGCAUCCCUGAAGGCCGAGUAGGCGAAUUCGACAGAAACCUUGCCAUCGGCGGUGGAGCCGGUGCCGGAACAACACUCUCUCUAAUCGAAGAUUUUAUCCGGUUCGUCCCCGUCCAGGCAGGACGAGAGAUGAAAGUAAUCAUCGCGACACGCGACCCAGGUAUGCGGGCUUGGUACAUCCAAGCAUUGGCGGAUCUUGCGAUUCGGCAACCGCAAGAAAAGCCGGUCACUGGUUUAUCCAUCCACAUUCAUGAAACUUUCACAGAGAACACUGUGGAGCAGAUCGGAACGAAUAUCAAGACUGAGAGUGGGACAGAGAGUAUCCGCUCAAAGGAGUCUGGCCCGUCGACGAUAGAACUGUUUAACAUCCAGUUCUUUAUUGGUCGACCAGAUCUCCCGGUUGCUAUUCAAAAUAUGGCAGACCAGGAAGGUGUGUCUGUCGGCGUGGUUGUAUGUGGGCCAUCAUCGAUGAUUCACGAUGUUCGUGAAGCAGCCUCUGUUGCGCAGAGCGAUAUUCUGUCUGGGAAGUCUGGCUGUGCGAGAGAAUUAUGGUUGCAUAGCGAGAAGUUUUCAUACUAA
Molecule: messenger RNA, 1794 nt
Organism: Penicillium subrubescens
Lineage: Eukaryota; Fungi; Ascomycota; Eurotiomycetes; Eurotiales; Aspergillaceae
Exons: 5
Coding region: 1-1794 (597 amino acids)
Biological process (GO): intracellular iron ion homeostasis; copper ion import; iron ion transport
Cellular component (GO): plasma membrane
Molecular function (GO): ferric-chelate reductase activity
Source: RefSeq, a predicted model, not a curated record